Molecule: messenger RNA, 894 nt
Organism: Acanthisitta chloris (rifleman)
Lineage: Eukaryota; Metazoa; Chordata; Aves; Passeriformes; Acanthisittidae
Exons: 1
Coding region: 1-894 (297 amino acids)
Source: RefSeq, a predicted model, not a curated record
AUGGCUAAGGUUUUGAAGGAGACUGAAACCAGUCUAGAGAACACUGCACCCAGCGAAGAACAGCAAGACAAUGCCAGCAUGAAGCGGUACUUCAGAAAUAAAAACCUUGUUCUGGAUUUCCUGUACUCUGAACUGACCCUCAGCCACCUCCAGUACCACCGGAACAAAGUUCACCUUCUGAAGAAGUGUUACUUUUACUUGAAGAUUGAGCCCAGAUUCAUACACAUGAGAGACCAGAACGGUGUGAUAAUUUGCACUGACAUCUUGCAAAUCGCAAACCCCUGCCAACUUCAGAGGAUAAAGAAGGUGGCAAAAAACCAAACUGAAAUCCAGCUGGCACUUUUAACUGAGCUGUUGGAACAGCUGGAACAAGGUCGGGAGGAGCUGAGCCAUUAUGUAGAGACCUACGACAUGGCAACUUUUCUCUCCCAGUGGGACAUGACAAGAAAGAGAGUGCUCAAGUUCUCCAAGCUUUUAGAUAAACUCACUGCCUUGGAAGAGCCAGGAAAGCUCUAUGUCAAGCACGUUUUGCUGUCACAGAUACAUCUCAGAGGUGCUCUAAACCCUGACAUUAGUCUUUCUCUCUAUGCAAAGAAGCCACCAAUUUUUGAUCGGUCAGAAUCAUUUGCAUACAAGAACUGGGCCCAGCUCAAGUGGAUUACUGAUAAUCAAGAGUCACACCUCGAACAAUGGCAGGUGGAGGUUAAGUUAGUGACAGAUGACAGUCAGGAAGAACCAGGAUACGGCCAGAUUCAGGAAGUGAUCUGCAACCCAUGUGUAAUCAAUCACCUGCAGCCUGGCAGAUCAUACGAAUUCAAAGUUAAAAGAUGCGACACUAACACACUCGUCUACACACAGUGGCAUGACAGCAUUAUAUUGAAGACAAAAACCUAA